CGCCCAGAACUACGUUUUAUUUUAUAUGUAGUGUUUUGGUAUAGCUGUUUUAGUAGUUGCUUAGAUUUAUAUUAUAUUUAUAUAUACAUAUUUUGUAAGUAUGUUAUAUUUAUGUAUAAAUCCAAGGCUAGUGAAGUCAUCUUUUUUUAAAUUCAAGUAUAAUUCACAUGAAGUGUUAUAUUAGUUUCAGGUGUUCAGUAUAAUGAUUCAACAAUUCUAUACAUUGCUCAGUGCUCAUCGUGAUAAGUGUCCUCUUAACCCCCUUCACCUAUUUCACCCAUCCCCCCAUCCACCUCCCUUCUGGCGACCACCAGACACUUUUCUAUUGAGAUAUAAUUGACAUUUAACACUGCAUUAGUGUUGUUGUUUUUUUUAAAGUAGGCUCCACACCCAGCGUGGAGCCCAGUGUGGGGCUUGAACUCACAACCCCCGAGAUCAAGACCUGAGCUGAGAUCCAGAGUCGGAUGCUUAACCGACUGAGCCACCUGGGUGCCCCAUGACAUUGCAUUAGUUAGUGUUAGGUGUACAACGUAAGAUUUGAUAUAUGUAUAUAUUGCAAAAUGAUCAUCACCAUAGGUUACUUAACAUCCAUACCAUACGUAGUUACAAUUUCUUUUCUUGUAGUGAGAACUUUUAAGAUCUAUUCUCUUAGCAACUUUCAAAUGUAUGCUACAAUAUUGUUAACUAUAGUCACCUUGCUCUGCUUUACAUCCCCAGGAUUUAACUAUCUCAGAACUGGAAGUUUAUACCUUUUGACCUCCUUCCCCCAUUUUGUCCACCCUUCACCCCUAGCCUCUGGCAAUCACCAAUUCUCUGUUUCUAUGAGUUUGGCUUUUUUUCCCCACACAUAAGUGAGAUCAUGUAGUAUUUGUUUUUAUCUGUCUGACUUAUUUCACCUGGCAUAAUGCCCACGUGGAGGUCCAUCCACGCGGUUGCCGAUGGCGAGAUUUCCUUCUUUUUUAUGGAAACGGCUUAAAAGGAUGGCAGCAAAGGAGGACAACUUUCUUUCUUCACAAAUCCCUUUUCUCCCUAGUCACCAGCCCUCACCACACACGUGAGAUUUUUCAAUAAUAUUAGAGUGCCUUUGUUUUCCCUGAGCACACAGCUGCGGAGGGCUGGGUUGGGGUUCAGAGCGUCCCGGUGUCAAGGACGGCUGCUCACGGCACACAGGACACGCUGUACCCCCGAACAGAGGUGUUGGUGCCCCGGAGUUACCGAAGCAGUGGCCGAAGAACACUUUCCAAUAUCAUCCCGGAAUGUGGCAGAGCAGUAAAAUUCAACUCUGGAUAGCAGUUGUUUCAAGCUGAGUUGUGGGCCCCCAAAAUAUAUAUUGAAGUGGUAAUGCCCCAGUACCUCAGAACGUGACCUGAUUUGGAAAUAGGGUCAAUGUACACAUAAUUAGUUAAGAUGACGGAAUCCAAUGUGACUGGUGUCUCCGUAAGAAGACAGCCAUGUGAGGACAUGUGACGCUGGAGACAGAGAUUGGAAUGAUGCAGCUAUAAGCCACAGACAGUCACAGAUCGCCACAUAUCCCCACGGAUCACCACGGAGCGCCAGGGACCACCAGAAGGCUGGAGGAGGCAGGGAGGGAUUCUCUCUCCAGAGAUUCAAGGCAUGGCACUAUCAACACCUUGACCUUGACUCCCAGUUCCAGAACUGCGAGCGAAUCCAUUUCUGUGGUUCGAAGCUCCCCAGUUUGUGGUACUUUGUGACAGUGGCCCCAGGGACCCAAAACCAUGCCACCUACCAUGCUUUCCCAUUCUGUUUUCGCUGCAUCCCAUCAGUUAAAAAGACUUUGCUAAGCCCUAGUUUUUAUAGUCUGUAUUUCAAGAACAACUAACUGACUUACUGAAAAUUUAGGUUGAAUUUUAAAUGCCACAUCCUCUGAGCCACACUGACCAUGCCCACUAUGGCCGCAGAAGCAACAAGAACAAAACAGCUAAGAGUUAUGAACACUUCCAGGAGACUUCCUGCAUCUCCCGGUUUAAUGCCCACACAGCCUGAUGAAGGGGGUAUGACAUUGUCCCCAUUUUACAGGUGAAGAAGCUGAGGCUUUGGGAAGUUAAGAAACUUGCCUGAGGACUCUGCAGGUGAAGUAAAUUGAAACCCUGGACAGCGUGAACACAAGGCCUGUGGUGGUAAUGGGCCUGCUUGUCCCCACCGUUCCUUCCCUUUCCCCUGCUCUGUGCAAACGUUUACCCAGCCCCUACCUUACCUGCAGGAACUCACCAUGUUAAGGUCUGGUUGGAGGUGGAUACGGGGAGCAAGGCUUCCCUGUAUGUGUAACCGAUUGUUUGUUGAUGCAGCUUGGGGUUCAAACAGCGUAAGCAGGCCAGCCUCCAGAGCGCAGCACAUGAAGACCCACCUUCAGGCCAUGGCAGGCAGUCAGGUGUCACUGGCUCUGAGGCUGCCUGAUGUGCUAAAGGAGAAAACACCUCAAAUUUCGUCGCUAGCAAGGCAGAUCCCAGGGAGGGCCCCUCGUCCCUGGGGAAGCAAUGAGUCAAACAGCAUGGCAUCUUGUCGAGACCGUGUGCCCAGGUGCAGGGAGAACACAGUAUCGGAGGAUCUGUGUCUGUGGAGUUGGUCAGGAAAGACUUCUGAUCCUAGAACUUUCCAGAACUUCACCUCAGGUUAUUCCUUUUUACAGUUUCAGAGUAUCAGCCCAUUUAAGGGAUUUGAAGGUAACACAGAUUAGUGAUGACAUAAACCUAGGUUGGGCUGAACGGGACCUAUAUCAACAGGUCUCUGCCCAUUGCCCCGACCUCUCCCUGUGGGCUGCAUGGAGUCCCUGGGGGAUGGAGGUGCACUUCUCAGUGGUCACUCAUUUUUGCUUUGUGUUUGGACGCCUUCUGCUUCCUUCAUUAUCCAUACCUUUCCUCUCAGCACUCAGGGAUCCCCUUCUGUACCACUCCAUUCACCCCUGCAUCUUCUGACUCGAGGAUAGUGACCCACCCACAUGUCCAUGUCAUCAGAGCGCCGGGAGAGGAGAGAAUGUUCAAUGGAACAUACUGAAAACCCCUCAAUCUCAUUUUGGCCAAUAGUACAACCUCCCUCUCCCGCACAUUCUCCUAAGAGUAUGGUGGGCUUACCCUUCCCUUGUUUCUCCGGCUCAGCUUUAUAUGGUGAUGGGUCUGCAGGACGAGGACAGACCAAAGGCUAGAGCAGGUCAAGGGCUUGGAGAGCCACGUACCAGGGAUCCAGUCUGAAUCACUGGAACUUGACUGUACUUUCCCCUUUACCCUGAACAAUGAUUAAAGUUGGGCCUGAAUCAAGAAGGUUGACUUUACUUAUUUUGUCUCUUUACACUGUCGUAGGCUGGAUACUUAUUUUUGUCUGAUACGGUUUCAGCAAAACAUCAACCUGGGGCCCCACCGGCAUCACACGGAGCCCAGUACCUGUCAAACUGUCCGACAGCAUUCACCUGGAGUGUUCUCAGCCCCGUAUGGCCCACACAGGGAAGCCCAGCUCCUUCCCCAGUGACUUGCAGUCUAUCGGGAAAACUAGAAAAUUACCUAAAGAGCCCCUGCCUGAGGCCUCCUCAUGGAUGAGUCGAACGUGACGUCAUUCGUUGAUGAGAGGUCCACGAACGCCUCCACCGCCAGGAAUACCUCUGCCGGGGACCUGCGUCGGGAAAUCCCAGUUGUGCACUGGGUAAUUAUGAGCAUCUCCCCUCUGGGCUUUGUCGAAAAUGGAAUCCUCCUCUGGUUCCUCUGCUUCCGGAUGAGAAGAAAUCCCUUCACGGUCUACAUCACCCACUUGUCUAUUGCAGACAUCUCGUUGCUCUUUUGUAUUUUUAUUCUGUCUGUUGACUAUGCUUUAGAUUAUGAGCUCUCUUCUGGCUAUUACUACACGAUUGUCACAUUAUCAGUGACGUUUCUGUUCGGCUACAACACGGGCCUCUAUCUGUUGACGGCCAUUAGUGUGGAGAGGUGCCUGUCUGUCCUGUACCCCAUCUGGUACCGAUGUCAUCGCCCCAAGCACCAGUCGGCGUUUGUCUGUGCCCUCCUGUGGGCGCUUUCGUGCUUGGUGACCACCAUGGAGUACGUCAUGUGCAUUGACAGUGAAGGGCAGAGUCACUCUCGAAGUGACUGCAGGGCAGUGAUCAUCUUCAUUGCCAUUCUGAGCUUCCUGGUCUUCACUCCCCUCAUGGUGGUGUCUAGCACCAUCCUGGUGAUUAAGAUCCGAAAGAACACGUGGACGGCCCAUUCCUCGAAGCUGUACAUAGUCAUCAUGGUCACCAUCAUUAUCUUCCUCAUUUUCGCCAUGCCCAUGAGGCUCCUGUACUUGCUCUAUUAUGAGUAUUGGUCAGCCUUUGGGAACUUGCACCAUAUUUCUCUUCUUUUCUCCACAAUCAACAGCAGCGCCAACCCUUUUAUCUACUUCUUCGUGGGCAGCAGUAGGAAGAAGCGGUUCAAGGAGUCCUUAAAAGUGGUUCUGACCAGGGCUUUCAAAGAUGAAAUGCAACCCAGGCACCAGGAAGACAAUGGCAACACCACCACAAUUGAGACCGUGGUCUGAGGAUGGUGGCGGAAAACCGUGGACAAAAAUGGUGGGGCACAGAUAAUUUGUACUUUGUGCUUGGAAUACUGCUUAAGUAUGUCCUAAAUAUGACACAGAAGGACACCGCAUCCCAUAUGCAUGAGAUACUCAUUAACGAUAAGACCGUAUCCUUGUACUGUAUCUUCUGAAAAAGCCUAAAAAUGUGUUGGACCUCUCUCAUUUCUGUACCUAUAAAAAAAUCUUGGUUCCUCCUCAGCUCUUCCAGCAACAUUUCCCAUAAACUGUAGAAAUUACUCUAGCAGGAAGGUGUGCAGGUGAGUACUGGAAAAGGUAACAAAAGCAUUUGUUGGAACUUGAGAAGGUGGAGUCACGUAGCAGGAAGAACAUGGGCUUUGGAGUCAGAUCGACUCUGUCAUUUGCUGCCUGGGGACCUCAGACAAGUGGUUUGACCUCUAAGAGCCUCUUGUCCUCACUUAUAAAAUGUUUAAUAGUAAUAGUCCAUCCCUCCCAGCCUUGUGGUGAGGAUGAAAUGGGGAGAUGCGGUAUGCUGAGCACUUGGCACAUUGUCAACCCUCAAUAAACAUUAGUCUUUCCUCCUUGAAGUGCAAGAAGAAAGACAUACUUCUGUUUUGUAACUUGCGCAUGUGUGCACGCAUGCAUGCACACACAGCUCUACCGUGUACAAAUAUUGUUAUGUGUUUUCCAAUGUUGAAUGUACAUCUAUGAAGGUCUUUCUGCUUGAAGCAUGAAAGCUUUUCACGGAACAACACCUCUGCUGGAAGCAUCUGCAGAUGUUACAACAUCCAACCAUCCAUGUGUCAGAGCAUUAUUUCAGGUUGUGAAGAAAAACAUUUGGCCACCAGUAGAGGAGUUUCUCAUGGCUCUUCCUUCCCUCUGUCGGAAUGCUUGGUGUAAUGAAAGUCUGCUUGGAAAUCCUUUGCUUGACAUAAGUUUUCAUGAAUGGAACUUAAUUCCCAAGUUUGUGAGGGUGACUGUGUUUUUGGAGUUUCCCCUCCUGCCCCCAUGAAGUGAUGGGUUAUUUACAGCCACAAAGUUCUGCGCCUUGAACCCUUUUUCCUCAUGAGCAUUUCUUCGCGGUAGUCCUGGGAGGAGGCCACGCAGCAGGGGCUGAUGAGAGUUUUGGUCACAUCUUGGAGGGGACCCGGGCAUUUUUCCCAAGAAAAUCUGUGCCGGACUUGGUCAAUAUCUUAGUGCUCUGCUGCUCGCCUGCCAUGACUUAUGUCUGAGUCUUCAGACAGCAUGUCCUGGGUCUUCCCUAGGAAACACAUCAUGGCCCAUAGACCAUAUUACUAUGUUUCAUUUCCUUCUGCCCCUUCUAGGUGCUCCACGAAAAUGACAAUGCUUUGUGUGGUCCUAGGGGAGUAAAAUGUUCAUGCCUAUAAAUGAACCCAUUAGGAUUUAUCUUAACCGUUUGUCUCCAAAGGGCCAGAGACUUUUUAGAAGUAAUGUCCAUUUCUUCUCCAUCCUGACUUUCGAAAAGAAUGAUCACCUGUGAUCUGAUCGGGGUGGGGGGGGGCACUGAUCAGGGUGGGGGGCAGCUUCAUUGAGGGAGAUGUGCAAGUCUCUCCCACCCAGCCGAGUUUGGAGGCAGGCGGCUCUUCAGUGGGUGAUGAUAUCUGAUUCAGAAACCAGGCAGCUUGCUUUCAGGAGCCCAGAUGGGUGUGGAGUGCUGACAUUUAGAAUGAUCUUGUUUUUGAUGGAAAACAGAGCAUCUUCCUUGGGAAAGAACAGAAUAUGGAGGUCAGAGCGGCCCUCUGUUUGCCACCAUCCCCCUGGUGCUGCGCUGGCCUCUGAGGUAGGAAAAAGGAAUCAGCCUCAUCUCAUCUCAAAGGGAUCUUUGGUCUCAAGGAGGAACCUAAAGACUCCUGGGAAACAAGGACUUUUCACCCAUGGAAAAUACAGUGAACUCAUGAGAAGCUCCACUGAUUGCCUUCCUGCAGAUAAAGUGGGGAAAUUGAAUGUGAUCAUAAAUAUAAAAAUUCUUCUGGAUUUUUAAAGAACAAUGCCUUCCAAACAGGACACUAGGUGUGCUUCUCAGUAUGCUUGAGCGUCUGGCCCACCGAUGGGCCCCAAGCCAAUGGUGUUGAUGACAAGGAAUGAAGACAAACUCGUUGCUCUGGGGCGUGUCCCACUGGUACCGUCUUCUGUGUGAGCGCAGACAUGGGGCUCAUUAAACAAGCCCUCUCACAAUCCGUGUGGUCUCCCCGGCAGCAGCCCUACACGAUCUCGGCGGAGCCGUUGCAGAUGGCCAGAGGGAGACCAUUUUGCGCUUUGUGGGCCAUACAGUUUGUGUUGCAAUGACUCAACUCCGUCCCUCUUUGUAUGAAAGCAGCCACAGAUGAUAUGUCAACGAGUGAGCAUGGCUAUGUUCCAAUAAAACUUUAUUUACAGAUACUGAAAAUUGAAUCUCGUGUAAUUUUCAAGUGCCAUAAAAAUGUAUUUUUUCUUCAACCAUUUGAAAAUGUAAACAACUACUGUUAGUUUGUAGGCUGUAUAAAAAACAAGUGGCAGCUGGCUUUGGUGGCCGCGGUGCUUUGCCACGGCUGACCUAGAGUAUUCUGGGAUUCCCUCUUCUGGAAUCGCUUUUAAUGCGGCCGAAGCACAGCCAUCUACAAUCCUGACCUCAGUGGUGGCAAAUCUUCACUGUGCCCUGAGCAUCUGACUUUGCAAAAGGACCAGCAGACACCUCGACUCAAACCUGAUGGAUGAAAUUGGCAUAAAUGUCUAAAGAAAAGCAGUCGUCAGUGGUGUAAGGAAUGGAAAGUUCUGGGGUUUUAUGGAGGAGACUCCACAUCAGAUGGAGUUUGGCCAGGUUGCUGCUAUUGACAUUGCUCCCUACCCCUAUCACCUGGACACCCCCCGGACGCUGAGCUACCGCUGCCUGCUGCCCCCACACGCCACUACCAUGAUGCUUCAGUCACAGAUUUGUCUGUGCAAAGUCCAAGGCGAGAGCACAGCUGGAAACACCAUGUACAUAUUCACAUCCUGCCUUUGCGCCACUCCCUUCCCUUGUGGGACCCGAGUUGCUACAUUCCAAAAAUGCUACACAUAAUGGGACACUCAAGACCGCCCAGCUGCCAUAGCUCGGUAGUUACAGUUAAACUUCAUGGAAGAAAUGAACUUGGGACCAUGCCAAUGUUCCCAUUUCAGGUUUCAAAGGAGGGUUCUGCGUUAAACUGAGCUGCCCCUGCCUACAAACAAGACAAGAAGAUCCCAAGGAGUGGAGAACAUAACGCUGGGACCUGGAUCCUGUUUUUAGGGAGCAUCUGGAAAUUCCCGCUUGAGGGUCAUUUUUCACCUGGUGGUUGUUCCUCCUGAAAAUGAGUCCUAUAGUCCUGUCCCUUGAAGGAAGCAAAUGACAUAAAUGUUCCAGAGCAGAACCUGACAAGUUGGAGGGUACAGCAUGAAAACAUAUGACAGAUGGGGUUGGAAACAUGAAGGGCAGUUCUAUGGCAUCUUGAGAGUAGGGGAGAAAUUAGACCAUAAAACAUAAGGCUAAAGGACGUGACAAAAUACUUGAGCAAUGAACUAAGAAGAAGGACAUUGGUUUGAGAAAGAUAAGAAUUAACAGUACACAAAGUUAUGAAAAAAAUGAAUUCUGUAAUAAUUAGCAGGAAUCUAUAUCUUCUUUCAUCAAAAAGCUUAAAUGAUUUGAAAUGAAAUUAAAAAAAUGUAUGGACCCCAUCUCUCUUCCCCGUUUUUGGAGUGCCUUCCUUUUCCAGAAUGAUCCAGACCAGGCCCAUCCACUGUUCUAUCUUCAAGCCUCUGGCGAAGCCUCAUCUUCAACAGCUUUUGUCCCUCAAGAACUGUUGGAUGAACGAACAAAGAAAGCUUUCAGAUAAAAAACUAAUAAACUCUUUCCCCUUCUGUGUGCUCAGAUUCUCUGCUUUUGAAAAUUCCUUUGGUGCAACCAUGACAUCCACCUUUGACCGACUGACACCUCUACCAGCCACCACCCUGCAUUUUCACUUUACCACACUCUUGCAAUUAAUAUUUUGUCACUCAUGCUACAUAAUAUAUGUGUACUAUAUCAUAUAUAGUUUAUUUGGUGUGUUUUUGUAUAAAAAUUAUAUCAUAUUCUAUGUGGUUUCCUGCAAAAUUUUUUCCCUCAGCAUUAUGUUGAGGGAAUUCACCUACGCUGUUGUGUGUAGUGUACUCCAUUUAUUUUGACUGCUGAA
Molecule: messenger RNA, 8699 nt
Organism: Mirounga angustirostris (Northern elephant seal)
Lineage: Eukaryota; Metazoa; Chordata; Mammalia; Carnivora; Phocidae
Gene: MAS1
Product: MAS1 proto-oncogene, G protein-coupled receptor
Exons: 6
Coding region: 3541-4518 (325 amino acids)
Biological process (GO): G protein-coupled receptor signaling pathway
Cellular component (GO): membrane
Molecular function (GO): angiotensin receptor activity
Source: RefSeq, a predicted model, not a curated record